AUGGAGAAUCAACUUAACGAUGAUGAAUACUUCAGGAGUUUGCCUGCUGGUUUUCGUUUUAAGCCUACUCAUGGUGAACUUAUUGUUCAUUACUUGAUGAAAAAGAUCAUGAAAGAAGAGCUGCCUCGCAACAAGAUUAACGUUGUUAAUCUAUACGAGUUCAACCCUGAAAUACUUGCCGUGAAUAAUCCGCCACCAGUGCAAAAAUCAAGUGCAGAUGACAUGAAGUUGGACGAUUGGGUUCUGUGUAGGAUCAGAAAGAACGAGAAUAGAAAGCGAAAAAGAGAUGAUCAGAUUCAAGAACCAGAUAAUAACACCGAUGAAAGUGCAUGUCACCAAGAAGACUCCAUCCAUGUCGCACCGGAAGACAAUUCACCUCAUUAUAAAUCCGAGAUGGUAUUGGCUGAUUCCUAUAUCAACGAUAAUUAUCAGAGUCUCCUUAAUGCGGAUGUUCAUAAUUCUUUCUCCAUUCCCCAACAUCAGAAUGUAGUUCCAUACUGUAAUCCAGUUCCCAUUCCCAUUGUUCCACCAAAUCAUUGGAUGGGAGGUUAUGUUUACAGCCAAUAUCCAGUUGACUAUAUGACGGACGUGAGCGGAGGACUAUAUCAGGAGCUCAUUGGAAUUCCAGAGAUGGACAUAAACAGGUUCUUGGGUUCGGUUCCUGGUAGACAUCAAGAGAGCCCUGGAUUGGAGUCAUUGGACAGAAUUUGCAAUGCAGGUCAUGACCUCAAAAUGAAGUAUUACCAUAAAAGUUGCCCUUAUGCAGAAGCCAUUGUGAAGGAUAUUACGAGGAGUAAAGUUGCACCAAAUCCCAGCUUGGCAGCUAAAUUAUUAAGGCUUCAUUAUCAUGACUGCUUUGUUAGGGUAUGA
This is a messenger RNA of Fraxinus pennsylvanica, 870 nucleotides long. The record is from the annotation of a GenBank genome assembly. Lineage: Eukaryota; Viridiplantae; Streptophyta; Magnoliopsida; Lamiales; Oleaceae.